Messenger RNA from Onthophagus taurus, 634 nucleotides. RefSeq names its product cuticle protein 19-like. Lineage: Eukaryota; Metazoa; Arthropoda; Insecta; Coleoptera; Scarabaeidae. The record is from RefSeq and is a predicted model, not a curated record. Gene Ontology annotation, cellular component: extracellular matrix.
UUCAACCACUUUCAAAGUGUAUAUAAACGAAUUAAUAACCCAAUAAACCUUAGUUCGUAUCCAAACACCAAAAUCAAAUCACGUUUUCCAAGAAAAUUAUUAAGAAAAUCAUGGUUUUCAAGGUUAUCAUAUUUUGUGUACUUCUUGUUGCGGUAACAGCCGAAGGAGGUGGUCGUGCUGAAUCGAAUAUAAACGGAAAUCUUCAUUCCUACGCUAACCAUAAAGCCGAUCAAGAUGAAGGAUUCGACCAAUCACACAAACCUCGUUAUGAAUUUAAUUAUGAAGUAAACGAUCGAAAAACUAAGGACCAACAUCAACAAGAAGAAAGACGCGAUGGUGACCGAGUCGAAGGACGUUAUUCUCUUCAUGAACCCGAUGGCACUGUUAGGAUUGUAACUUACACUGCAGAUCAUAAAUCUGGAUGGAACGCGCGUGUUGAAAGGAGAGGAAAAGCUGAGCAUCCAGAAGCGAACAGUCAUGGACAUGAUGAAGAUUAAGAAAAAUUUGAAAAUGUUUUGGGGGUAAAAAUUAUCUUUGUUGUUACAAAAAAAUGUUAAAAGAUAAAAAAGAAACGAACUCAACGGAUGACUUGUUAUGCUUUUGUUGUUAAUUGUAUAUAUAUUUGUUGUUUGCA